AUGGAGGCGGAGGUCGAUAAGCUGGAACUCAUGUUCCAGAAAGCUGAUUCUGACCUGGAUUACAUUCAGUACAGGCUGGAAUAUGAAAUCAAGGCUAAUCACCCUGAUUCAGCAGGCAAGAAAAAUCCAGUUACCCUUUUAAAGGAAUUGACAGCCUUAAAGUCUCGAUAUCAAACCUUGUAUGCACGUUUUAUGCCAGUCGUUGUUGAGCAGAAAGAGACAAAGAGCCGCAUUUGUACUACUUUGAAUAAGACCAUGACCAUGAUACAAGAACUACAAAAGCAUACAGAUCUGGAGUUGUCACCAUUGACUGAAGAAGAGAAAACUGUGACAGAGCAAUUAAAACCUCACUUGCCAGAUUUAUGAUGCAAUGAAAUUUUAAAAGAGAACUCUAAUGAAGAAGAUAAAAUUCCACAGCAAAAUGACAACUGGAGGUGGGGUAUUAGUAAAGGAGUGAAAGUUUGGCUUGAGUGACAGGAAGGUUUCAUAAUAAGAGGGGAGGAU
Dipodomys ordii (Ord's kangaroo rat) is the source of this 504-nucleotide messenger RNA. Its product is annotated as spindle and kinetochore-associated protein 2. Gene Ontology annotation, molecular function: microtubule binding. The coding region runs from base 1 to 366 and encodes 121 amino acids. Gene Ontology annotation, cellular component: outer kinetochore; spindle microtubule. NCBI's taxonomy places the organism in Eukaryota, Metazoa, Chordata, Mammalia, Rodentia, Heteromyidae. Gene Ontology annotation, biological process: chromosome segregation; cell division; mitotic cell cycle. The transcript has a single exon. The record is from RefSeq and is a predicted model, not a curated record.